This is a messenger RNA of Onychostruthus taczanowskii (white-rumped snowfinch), 1135 nucleotides long. It is a transcript of the gene GALR2, whose product is annotated as galanin receptor 2. NCBI's taxonomy places the organism in Eukaryota, Metazoa, Chordata, Aves, Passeriformes, Passeridae. Gene Ontology annotation, molecular function: G protein-coupled receptor activity. The transcript has 2 exons. The coding region runs from base 7 to 1128 and encodes 373 amino acids. Gene Ontology annotation, biological process: G protein-coupled receptor signaling pathway. Gene Ontology annotation, cellular component: membrane. The record is from RefSeq and is a predicted model, not a curated record.
CCGGCCAUGAACGGCUCGCUGGCGGGCUUCGGGGGGGGCUGGCAGCCCGAGUCCGUCAUCAUCCCACUCGUGUACUUCAUCAUCUUCCUCGUGGGCACCGUGGGCAACAGCCUGGUGCUGGCCGUGCUGCUGCGCAAUGGGCAGGUGAAGAACACAACCAACCUCUUCAUCCUCAACCUGGGGGUGGCCGACCUCUGCUUCAUCCUCUUCUGCGUCCCCUUCCAAGCCACCAUCUACACCCUGGAGGGGUGGGUGUUCGGGCCCUUCAUGUGCAAGGCCGUGCACUUCUUCAUCUACCUCACCAUGUACGCCAGCAGCUUCACCCUGGCCACCGUCUCCCUCGACAGGUAUUUGGCCAUACGAUACCCCCUGCACUCCAGGGAGCUGAGGACACCCAGGAACGCCCUCCUGGCCAUUUGUGUCAUCUGGGGGCUCUCCUUCAUCUUCUCGGGCCCUUACCUCAGCUACUACCAGGAGUUCCAGCUGGCCAACCUGACUGUCUGCCACCCCAUCUGGGAGAUCUCGCAGCGCAAGGUCAUGGACAUCUGCACCUUCAUCUUCAGCUACAUCAUCCCCGUGCUCAUCCUGAGCCUCACCUACGUGCGGACUAUUCGCUACCUGUGGCGCUCCGUGGACCCUCUCCAGGACAUGUCGGAGUCCAAGAAGGCCAAGAGGAAAGUCACCAGGAUGAUCAUCAUCGUCGCCGUCCUGUUCUGCCUCUGCUGGCUGCCCCACCACCUGGUCAUCCUCUGCGUGUGGUUCGGGUACUUCCCCCUCAACCACUCCACGUACGUGCUCCGCAUCCUCUCGCACGUCAUCUCCUACGCCAACUCCUGCGUGAACCCCAUCGUCUACGCCCUGGUCUCCAAACACUUCCGCAAGGGCUUCAAGAAGAUCUUCAGCUGCCUCCUGCGCAAGAAGGCGGCGCACAAGGUGCGGGUGGCCCAGGCUGCCAACACGGUCAGCACGCUGGAGGCAGAGCUCAGCGAGGUGACCCAGCUGAGCGAAGCGCUGCCCGGCCGCUCGGCCGCGCGCUGCAGGGGCCCCGCACAGCCCUGGGGGCAGGCAGGGCUGGAGGGGCAGCAGCAGAGAGCAGAGGGCUCCUCUGUCACCUUCAACGCCAGCUAGCAGAGCU